AUGUGUUUACUCUUUCUCUUUUCAGCUUCAUUCUAUGGACAGAGUUAUGUCAGAGUACCAUUUCAACUAUCAGCUAGAUCCAACCAGGUUGAUCUUGACUUCAAAACACCAAGACCUCAUGGCUUAUUACUGUUGGCAGCAGGAUCAACUGAUUACUUCUCCAUUGAACUUAGUUCAGGAAUCAUCAAGGUUCAGAUUGAUCUGGGAUCAGGAGAAGCUAUCCUUAACUCUCCUCCUGGAUUACGGCUAGAUGAUUCACAAUGGCAUCAUCUCAGCAUUAACAGAACAAAUGGCAACUUAGUCCUAACAAUUGAUGAAGUGAUCACUAGCUCCACAGUUAUUCCUGGAAAAUUCUCAGAAUUGAACAUACAGCAUGGAAUCUUUUUGGGAGGUCUUGGAACUUUUACAGAUGCUUAUGAUGGUACUUUCAAAUAUUUCCGUGGCUGUCUGAAGAAAACAUUUUUCAAUAAAUAUGACAUUUUGUCUACAGCACAACAAAUGAACAAUCCAGUCAACACAUUUGAAAUCUCUUGGAGCUGUGAUGAUGAAUUUGAUGCUGGUUCGGAUCAAGCUAUAACUUUCAAGUCUGACUCUUCCUUUGUUGCCUUCCCACCUUUACACAUACGAGAAAAGGGGACAUUUUCCUGUGAUUUAAAAACCAGAUCAAAUACUUCUGUGAUAUUUUUUAAUACUGGUCGAAGAUCAAGUGGGCUAGAUUAUAUUGGACUUGAGCUGAUCCGUGGUAAACUAAAACUGAGUGCCAAUAAGGGAAGUGGUGUCAUUGACGUUUUCUCUGAUAAAAAAAUUAAUAAUGGGCAUUGGCAUCAGGUGGAUGUCAUCAUAUCUCCUGGUAUGUUAGAACUUCGAGUUGAUGGACAACGUAAUAUUACACGUUUGUACUCAAAAGACAAUAAGUAUUUGAAUUUAGCAGGACAUUUGUAUGUGGGAGGAAUAGGGGUUAAGGAUAAGUCUAAUGCUAUAAGACGUGGACUGGAAUCCCUCAAACAUGAUCGUGGUAUGCAUAGUUCAAUGAAAGGAUGUAUACGUAAUGUUGUGAUAAAUAGUCGUACUUAUGGAUUUCGUGAAGUUGUUGUCAGCAGAGUGGUUCAACCUAAAUGUUCUUUUGACUUCCCAUGUGCAACAGAACCAUGUAUUGAGGGAUCAGUGUGCAAAGAACUGGACAACAAUGAAUAUAAAUGCCUAUGUAACCAAAACGUGUGCACAAAAUAUGUGGCAGAUGUUUUGGCAAUUGAUGAACUGCGUGUAGAGGAAGGUGGAGAAGCAACACUAACCACAAAUGUUAUUGAUGUGAUAUUUGACUACCAGGCCUAUUCAAUUAGGGAAUCCUCUGUUCAAUUUACUGUUAAAGUUCAUCCAAGGUUUGGAAGUCUUGAAGUGAAUUUGCGAAGGAGGACAAAUGAAGACAUUUUCACAUUAUUAGAUUUAGUUGGUGGUAAGGUUUCUUAUGCCCAUGAUGGAACUGAUACACGUUCAGAUGAUGUAACUAUUGAAAUGAAGAUUACUUCUUAUGAUGCUAACUUUCCAAAGCAGUAUCAAGGAUCAUUCAUGUUUGUUUUACCCAUUAGGAUUUCACCUGUAAAUGAUCCACCCAAGUUAGUGCUGGUGGCUGGCAGUACAAUUCAAAUUCUGAAGCAUACAAAAACCUUAUUUUCUAAUCAGAUAUUUAAUGUUGAUGAUCCUGAUUCGACUCCCAAUAAAUUGCGCUACAUGCUGACAUACAUCAAUAAUGAUCAUGGAUAUUUUAUACGGGCAAAUGUCUCAAAGAAAGAAGUGACAGAUUUUACCCAAGCUGAAAUAAAUUCUGGAAUAAUUUGGUAUAUGCAUCGAAAAGAUAACACUGUUCCAAUCCGCUUAAAAGUUAGUGAUGGCUCAUUAGAAACUGCAGAAGCAGAAGUUAUGCUUCAUGCUGUGGACAUUGAUAUUUCAAUACCUAUAAAUAGUGGAUUAAAAAUGGCGCUAGGAACAAGUGCUUUCAUUCUACCAGGAAAUUUAACUGCUGCUGCUAAUGUACAAGGACAAACUAUAGAUCUCAGAUACCGCAUAAUUCAAAAGCCCAAAUAUGGAAGCAUUCAACGAAAGCAACAUGAAAACCAUAAGUGGGUUACCGUAGAAACCUUUUCUCAAAGACAUAUCAAUAAACAUAAAAUACGUUACAUUAACACUAAAAAACCAGAGUCUGAAUAUUUUGAUGAAUUCAGAUUUUUGGUUAGUGCUAAAGAAUCAACCACAAUUGAGAAUAAAUUUAGAAUUACUUUCCAGUCAGUGAAACUUCAACUUAACAAUAAUAAACAAAUACUUUUGGCCUCUACAGGAAUUGGACAGGUAACUUCAAAAGACCUUGAAGUUAUCUCCAACUCUGUAGCUGUAGAAAGUGAUCAAAUUAUAUAUACUGUUGCUGGCACACAAUCCCAAGGACAAAUUUACCGAGUACCUGAAGAUGAUGCCACUUCUAAGGACAGUUUGUUUAGGGAUGUACCACCUAUCUCCACCUUUACACAGAAAGACAUUAACAAUGGCUUUAUAUAUUUUAAGCUUACCAAACCAACAUUUACACCAGUCAAUAAUUUUGUGAAACUAAGUGCUUCCUUCCAAGAUCAGCAAGUUCUUGAAAUGAGACUUAAUUGGAAAUAUGAACCUGAGGAAUCAUCCAUAAGAUUUACCAAUAAUGGACUCCAAGGUGUCAUUGAAGGCGGUUCAAAGGCUAUUCUAAGAGAUGAUCUUUACCUGGAAAUAGAUGGAAUUCAAGAAACAAAAUUCAGUAUUCUGAGUUUACCACAGUUUGGUAUGCUGAUUCUGAAAGAUCCUAGAUCUAAUGCUGUUAUUCAAAGUAAUAUUUCAGAAUUCACUUCCAAAGAUAUUUCAGAGAGCAAAGUUUAUUACAAACAUGACGAUUCAGAGCAUGACAAGGACUCGUUUUCUUUCAUGUCUAUACCUCUAUAUAUAGACGAGGAAGAGAUCUCUGGAGAAAUUCAGGAAAUUUCAGGCGUUUUUGAUAUCAAAAUGAUGAUGAGGAAUGAUAAUCAACCAGUGAGAGAAGUUGACAGAGUUUUUCAUGUUGUGACCAACAAGAAUCGACCAUUGACCAUUAAAGAUGUUUCUUUUUCUGAUCCAGACAUUGACUAUGAUGCUUCCAACUUGAAAUACACUCGUCGAGGAAUACCAAAUGGUGAUAUUGUGGACAGGGAGUCUGGUGCUCCAGUUUACCAGUUCACUCAACAAGAUCUAAUAGAUAAAAAGUUACUCUUUCAACACAGUGGUGCUGAAUAUGGUAGAGCUGCUUUAUGGGUAACAGAUGGUCAAUUCUUUACCAAUAGUUUAUUUGAAAUACAAGCUUCACCGCCCUUCGUUAAAAUACAAAAUAAUACAGGUAUAACAGUUAAAAAAGGCAGCUUCAGUUCAAUAUCUUCUCACAAUUUGAGCCUGGAGACCAAUAUUUUUCUGGAACCAAGUGAUAUUAAUGUAGUUUUAAUUGAAGAACCUCUUUAUGGUCAUUUGAGAAUUCGGGGUAAAAAGGUUUCAGAAUUCACAUAUGAUGAUCUCCUUUCAAGCAAUGUAAAAUUCUGGCAUGAUGGCAGUGCAAAUCAAGAAGACAAAUUUAAAUAUGCCAUAGUUGCCAAUGAAGCUAAAGUACAAGGAAUCUUCCCAAUCGUUACCUAUCUUGAAAGUCAACUUCAACCACCAAGAAUCACCCAUAAUAAGAUCUUAGAGGUAUCAGAAGGCAGUGGAGCCAUUAUUACUCAAAAUCAACUCAAUGUUCAUCAUCCCGAUUCCAUACCAACGGAUAUUGUCUACACAGUGACCACCAAGCCGCAAUAUGGUGCCAUUUAUGUCAAGGGUAUUCUCUCUGAUUCAGAUCAAACCACAUUCACCCAACAAGACAUUAUUGAUGAUUAUGUUAAAUACACUAACACUAGGACCGGAGUACUAACCGAUAAAAUGGUUUUUGAUGUGAGUAAUCAGUUCCAGACUCUCCGAAAUCUGGAAUUCUUCAUAGAAAUUGUACCCAAUAUAUUGGUGUUUGAAACAGAGGAAGUCAAAGUGAAAGAAGGUGGUCGUCAGGCACUGCAGCCAAAUCAUUUCAAAUUAAAGGGAAGGUUUUAUCAGGGUAAAGAAGUGGUUUAUGAGAUUAAACAACAACCUGUGAAAAAUGAAAUCUAUUAUGAACAUGAUGGUAGUGAACGGCUUAAGGAUGAGUUCACAGUUGUGGCAUCAUUAAGUGAUAAAUCAAAAGCAAGUCUUCCCCAUGUUGUGACAGUAACAGUAGAAUCUGUAAAUGAUCAAGCACCUCGCAUCAUUGUCAAUUCUGUGUUAGAAGUUUGGAAAGGAUCAGUAACAUUGCUAACGAACCAAAGUCUCCUUGCUGAAGAUCCAGAUUCCUUUGAUGAUGAUAUUAUAUUCCGUGUUUCUAGUCCUACUAAUGGCCAUAUUGCCUACUUAGAUAAUACCUUUCGUGAGAUAAGUCAGUUUACACAGUCAGAAGUUGACAAGGGUUUGAUCGUAUUUGUCCAUGAAGGUGAUAAUUUGGGAGAAUUUAACAUCCAAGCAACUGAUGGUGUAAACAAUGACCAACUACAGAUCUUUCAUAUAAAAGCUAAACCACUCGUAUUAACAUUAGUAGAAAAUAAUCCACUUCAAGUCUUUCCUGCUACAUUACAACCGAUUACUAGAGAUGUACUUUAUACAACCACCAAUGCCAAAAAUGUUACAAAACCAAUCACAUAUACUUUAGAAACAAGACCAAGACGUGGUAAAAUCGUUGUUCUUGACAAUGGCGUUCCUUUGGAAGUGACAUCAUUUACACAAAAUGAUGUUGAUGAUGCUAAGAUUUUCUUCAAACAUUCUGGAAAUAUACACCAUUGGUCUGAAAGUGAUUCUUUCUUCUUUGAAAUCUCCACUACGUAUGCUGAACCUUUAAAAGAAGAGCUUAUAGAUAUUCAGAUAUCGUAUGGUAAUAUCAAUAGUGGAAACAUUGACCAAUUUUUACGUAGAUCACCACCAUCAGUUCGAGAAGGAAGUGAGAUAACUAUUAGACCAGAACAUUUAGAUAUAUCUUUAUUAGAACGCAGAUUGUAUCAGUUUGGAUCUCGUGUUUCAGUGGACUUUAUGUUGAUUGGACAACCAAAAUAUGGGUACCUAGAGAAAUCCAGAAGGCGUCUUGCAACAACAGACAUAUUUACCCAAAAAGAUAUCAACCAGGGAGCAAUCAGAUACUUUCAUGACGAUACAGAUACUCUCGAAGAUGUUUUUGAUAUUGCUGUUCAAAUUCGCCCUCCAGAUUUAUCGACUACAGACUCUGGAAUUGAUAGCUAUGACUAUGAGACAAACUUCACUAUCACGGUAACUCCUGUAAAUGAUCAAAAUUUCAAACUCGUGACAACGACUCCAUCAGUGCAAGUUAUCCAAGGACAAUCUGUCAAUAUCACUUCUGAUCAUCUAAUGACAUCAGAUCCAGAUACCAGCCCAAGUGGUUUAGUUUACGAAAUAAGAACUGCUCCUAAAUAUGGACGCCUGGUUCUUGAUAAAGACACUGGGAAAUCUGUUACAUCUUUCACACAAAAAGAUGUUGAUAGUGAUUUAGUAGCAUUUAUUAGUGAUGGAACUCAGGAAGCAGACUCCUUCUUUUUCCGUGUUUCUGAUGGUGUUCACAAUCAUUAUUAUAAAAAAUUCAAUAUCUAUAUCCUGCCUAUAACUGUGAAAGUGAACUCAAAGGAAUCAAUCUAUUUGGUUCAAUCAGAAUCUUCUGUAUAUAUUUCGCCGAAAUCCUUAAAUGUCUCUACCAAUGGCGAGCGUAGUAAAGUAUGGUAUAAUGUUACUAAAGAACCAGAGUAUGGUAGUAUUUAUUACCAAGAAUCACAAACUAAAUAUUUCAGUCAGAGUGAUAUUGAUGAAAGCCUGAUGCUGUACAUUCAGUCUGACUUAUCCGUGGGUGAAGAUUAUUUUAUAUGUGAUGUAUAUGUGGAGGGUGUUAAUGUGUUUCUUUCAAAACAGCGUUAUGAUAUUCGUGUAAAGCCAUUGCUAAAGCAAGGACCAUUGCAUGCACCAGCUGGUUCAAAUGUGGCAAUCACUAAAUAUACUUUGGAUGCAAGUCGUUUAGCCGCCGUAACUGGUGAUAAUCCUGUGUUUGAUAUUACUAAGCAACCAGAAUUUGGUCGUAUUGUUAAACUAAGUCGCACAAAAAAAGAUUUAUAUUCUGUGGCACCUAUUUAUAAACCUGUAGAUUUUUUUACCCAUGAGGAUGUUGUAUAUACUAAAGUGUAUUAUAAAGCAGAUGAUAGUGCUGUAGAUAGUGCCGCUAGUGACAAAUUUUCUUUUACUCUUCGUGCAAAAAACGUUCAGCCAGCUUCUGGCAACUUUAUUAUUGAUCUCCAACCU
Molecule: messenger RNA, 6393 nt
Organism: Lottia gigantea (owl limpet)
Lineage: Eukaryota; Metazoa; Mollusca; Gastropoda; Lottiidae
Exons: 4
Source: RefSeq, a predicted model, not a curated record